UGGACACCGACAACUGUCGCCAUCUGGCAAGAGGAAGUGGCUCUUCUCGCUGCUCGUCUGCCCGGAAAAUGCCCACAUGCCCACUUGCUGUUCCGCAAAAUGACGUCCCCGUCCUUGGCUGACGUGUGUUAAAAUGAGUGGGUGAAUUUGCUGUGUGUUUCAACGUCGCAUCAUGUGUUUAUAAACAUUUCGGAGGCCUCACCUUCCCCCACCCGAAAGCUUGGGCGCCCGGUUCUGUUCCUGACACUGCCUGAGAAGCGGUCCGUGUAGUACGCUUGACACCUGCAGCUGGGACCGGAGCAGCCAUGGACGACGGAUUUGACCCGUGCGAGUGCAUCUUCAGCCAUGACGCGGCCAUGCAGCGGCUCAUCUCGCUGCUAAGAAGCUCUCAAUCAACCUGCACAGAUUCGGAAUGCUACCAAGACCUGCCUGCGAUGCCCCAGGGAGCCGGAGGGUCCGGCUUCUUCCUGUUCCUCGUCGGCUGGAUGGUGCUCGCCAUGGCUCUGUACUACCUUCGUCCGAGCUCCCUAAGGAACCGCGGAGAUAACAAGCCGGAUAGACAGGGACCGAGCAGCCCUCCUCCACCGAGCGGUCCAGUCCUGUGAAAGGCCCCCGACCGUCCCAGACCAAGCCGACCGGAUGGACACUAGCAGGGGGGUGGGGCAAAACUUUUGGGAAGCAAAAUGCAGCCGUCGGGCACAUACAAGUUGUGUAGCUUUCACGGCAACACACACAGACACACUCACACUGCUAAUAUAUGAUGGCUAAAGGAGUUUCUCUACAAUAUAUAUAUAUAUAUAUAACUGUAUAUGUAUAUAUAGUAUUACAUGAAGAUGCACAAAAUACUGUUUGCUUUUUUUCUUAUUGUAUUUUUGGGGCUAGUUGAUUUCUCAAUAUUAAAAAAAAUAUAUGUGUUAUAAAUAGCACAUUUCACUGGUUGAUUUCUUUUAGAGCACUGAAACGGUUAGCUUUAUUUUCUGAAAGGUAUAGAGAUUUUGUUCUCUUUCACAUUGCAUAUUUAGGGGUUUACUCUCUUCUUAUUAUAGUGGUGCGAGCAUUUUGUGGAGUCGGAAUUCUCUAGUGUAUUUUGUGGUGAAAGCUGGAUCUGAACGUCGGAAAGAGGGUGCGAGUCGGCGAUGGUGCUUUCCAAUUUGGUUUUCCUUUAAAUGGACAAUAAAAAUUGGCUGAAACUGGUUA
Molecule: messenger RNA, 1197 nt
Organism: Ixodes scapularis (black-legged tick)
Lineage: Eukaryota; Metazoa; Arthropoda; Arachnida; Ixodida; Ixodidae
Product: small integral membrane protein 14
Exons: 5
Coding region: 306-605 (99 amino acids)
Cellular component (GO): endoplasmic reticulum
Source: RefSeq, a predicted model, not a curated record